Messenger RNA from Delphinapterus leucas (beluga whale), 2071 nucleotides. It is a transcript of the gene RCAN2, whose product is annotated as regulator of calcineurin 2. Gene Ontology annotation, biological process: calcium-mediated signaling. NCBI's taxonomy places the organism in Eukaryota, Metazoa, Chordata, Mammalia, Artiodactyla, Monodontidae. Gene Ontology annotation, molecular function: calcium-dependent protein serine/threonine phosphatase regulator activity; nucleic acid binding. Gene Ontology annotation, cellular component: cytoplasm; nucleus. The record is from RefSeq and is a predicted model, not a curated record.
CGCUGGCUCCUGCCAGAGCCGCCGGCUCGGCCCCUCCCCGGAGCCGCUUUGUCCCGGGUGACUGCCGCUGAGGUUGCGGCGAGGAGCGGGCGGGAGGCAGAGACCCGCGGACCCACGGAGCCGGAGCCGGAGCCCGGGAGGCGGGGCGCGCCGCGUACGGCCCCACGCCCAGGCCCGCGGGCACCGCGCCCGUCCCCGCGCGCUCUCGGCCCGGCCGCCAGGUGAGCAGCCGCGCCACGCCAGCAGUCGCCGGCUCCGCCGACCGGCAGACCGCCCAGCAGUCGCCUCAGCCUCCACCGACGCAUCGCGGACGACCAGCAGGAAUGAGGGGAGACUCUUAUUUCAUUGGGACGAGGAGCCUGGGGCAGCAGGGGCACAUCCCGGAAGAUGGAGGACUCUUCCUGCUCUGCUGCAUAGACAGAGACUGGGCUGUGACUCAGUGUUUCACGGAGGAGGCCUUUCAAGCAAUCACGGACUUCACGGACCUCCCAAACUCACUGUUUGCAUGCAACGUCCACCAGUCGGUGUUUGAAGGGGAUGAGAGCAAGGAAAAAUUUGAGGGUCUGUUCCGGACUUAUGAUGACUGUGUGACGUUCCAGCUAUUUAAGAGUUUCAGACGUGUCCGAAUAAACUUCAGCAAUCCCAAAUCUGCAGCCCGAGCCAGGAUAGAGCUUCAUGAAACCCAGUUCAGAGGGAAAAAAUUAAAACUCUACUUUGCACAGGUCCAGACUCCAGAGACAGACGGAGACAAACUGCAUUUGGCUCCACCACAGCCCGCCAAACAGUUUCUCAUCUCACCCCCUGCCUCUCCUCCUGUCGGCUGGCAGCCCAUCAGUGAUGCCACACCAGUCCUUAACUAUGACCUCCUCUAUGCCGUGGCCAAACUAGGACCAGGAGAGAAGUAUGAGCUCCAUGCAGGGACUGAGUCCACCCCAAGUGUCGUCGUGCACGUGUGUGACAGUGACAUCGAGGAAGAAGAGGAUCCAAAGACGUCCCCAAAGCCAAAAAUCAUCCAGACCCGGCGUCCCGGCCCGCCGCCCUCCGUGUCCAACUGAGCUCACUGCUCCACCUCGAAGAGAAUACCCGUCUCCUCUUUAUCAUGCUUUUUCCCCCCCUGUUGUUUGUUUGUCAAAAAAAAAAAAAUUGCCUUUAAAUCCCUGGGUGUUUGGUUGUUUGAGAUUCCUUCCUUGUAAUCAAGCCUCUCGGACAAAAGGGCUAGGAAAAGGUGAUAUGUUUCCUGAUCAUAUCAUACCCAUCAAGUAUAAGACAUUAUUUAGAAGAUUCUAGAAAAAAAAGUAGUAUUUUCUUAUUAAACAAUCAGCACAGCCUAACCUUCGUGCUCUCCUGUUGAUCCAAGCCGGAGACAUCAGUGGCAAAUAGCACCUGUGUUGCUUGUGAGCCGUUCCAGUCCCAGUCCUGACGUGUGUGCGUUGUUCUUUCCUGGCCACUUAAGUAGGACCAUAAGUAAACUUGACUUUGACUGCAUGAGAUAUCCCUAUCUGGUCUCCUCAGUCCUCUGCAUCCCAACAUUCCCAGGACAUGCAUGAUCACCAGCAUUUAUUUUCAUGAUUUGACGAUAUACUCUAAGUCACAGAUGGUCAGCGUCCAGUCACGUCCUACCUAGAUUAGCAAAAUUAUCAGCAUCCUCCAGCUUAUUAACAAGUCUGGGUGUAGUCACUCUUUCGAGUCAAAGACUGCAUAGCUCUGUUAAAAUUCCUGGAGGAAAAACUGAGCUUGGCCCCAAAGACAUCCCUCAGUAGAUUUUGAACACGAUUUCAUUGUAGAAGUUUCCCUGCCUCGUUGGGGAGGCUCGUCCAGGAUGAUAGAGACCGAUUUCAGACAAAUCUGUUUAUCACAGAAGUUUCAUGGUGUCUGAAUGAUUGUUUUUUUUUCUCUUUGUAUAUUUGUACAAAUGUUUCAGCUGUGCUUUUAAAUAUCUGGAUGUCUUUCACUCUAUUAUGGAUAAUGCUGAAUUUUGAAAGGGCACAGAACUUCUCAUGCCGAUCUAUAAAUGACUAGCCAACAUCUUUGCUAUCAAGACCAGUUGCUUUUAAAUAAAGCGAAGAAGCAA